Molecule: messenger RNA, 6105 nt
Organism: Nasonia vitripennis (jewel wasp)
Lineage: Eukaryota; Metazoa; Arthropoda; Insecta; Hymenoptera; Pteromalidae
Gene: dia
Product: protein diaphanous
Exons: 17
Coding region: 715-4956 (1413 amino acids)
Biological process (GO): actin filament polymerization; actin cytoskeleton organization
Cellular component (GO): actin filament; cytoplasm
Molecular function (GO): actin binding; small GTPase binding; microtubule binding
Source: RefSeq, a predicted model, not a curated record
CGCAGAUCGGACGCGCGCGCGUGCACUUCUUGCUAUAUAUAUAUAUAUAUAUAUAUAUAUAUACAAAUCGACGAGGCUUCGAAGCUAACUGUUGAUGUGCCUUCGGGAAACGGGUUCUCUUAUCUCCGCGUGACACGCUUACGCGGAUCACGAUGAUGGGACAGGCGUGACUGACCAACGCUCUGACCAGGAUUUCGCGUGUCUAGUUGGAUUUUCACUUCCCGGUAUACUUAUACAUGUGUAUGUGAGUGUUUGUUCAGUGCUGGUCAAGGUAUGCAGUGAAGUGCUUUUGCAAAGAAUCGAUGAAUAUUUCUGCUGGGUUCUUGAAGCAAACUCGAGACGAUGUAGCUUUCUGUCGUGAGAUCACGCACCACCGCGAGUGUGUCUGAUGACCUUGUGCCGAGAGAGAAUAUGUAUAUGUGUAUUACAGUCCAAAGUGUAUCGAAUCGAUAAAGCGGCUGAUAAAGCGCGUUAUUAGCCAGAAGUGAAUUUCUGCGGAAGAAAAGAAAAAGGAGAGCGAGCGCAGAGCGAAGCUUUCGACAUCAUGACUUAUAACAUUAUCGGACCGGCGAAGCCGAGCGAACAAAAGUGACUCUUAUCCACGCGACACUGAGAGACACAGUGCGAGUGAGAGAGAAAAAAAGAGGCGCGAGUCGCUGCGAGUGAAAACUCACGCAUUGGUGAAUUGGUGUCGCGCACAUUUCACUACGCAUUAUGAUUGCCGAAUGGCUGGACACAUGGUUCGGAAGGCCAAAAAAGACGGGCCGGGGCGGUGGCUCAUAUGCGAGCACUAUGCCUCGGCCACAUUCCGGCGAUGACUUCAACGAGGUCGAGCAGCAGCGCUGCAUGAUCGAGAGGAUGGAUGAAGAGACGACGAACGACAAGUUCGAGGAACUUUUGGCAAACAUGAACCUGUCGGAGGAGAAAAAGGAACCGCUGCGACAGCAGUCCGAGCGAAAGAAGAAAGAGAUGCUGAUUCUGCACUACAAGGGUAGUAUCCAGGACAGUCGAAACAAGUUCGACAAGCCCGCGGACUACAUACAGUACCUGUCCCAGCCGGACCUGAGCAUCAACAAGAUCCACACGUGCAUCGAGUCGCUCAGGAUCGCGUUGACCAACAACCCACUCAGUUGGGUCCAGGAGUUCGGCACCAAAGGCCUCAAACAGGUCCUCGUCAUCCUCAACGAAUGCUAUCGGAAUUCUUUCAUUCAUUUUAAUAGUGACAGCCGAUACGAGAGGAUCCAGUACGAGUGUAUUCGUUGCCUGAAGGCCAUCAUGAACAAUACCGUCGGCAUAAAGGAGAUCCUGGCGCAUCACGAGGCCCUAACGAUAGUCGCCCGCUCGCUCGAGCCCAACAAGCCUUCGGUCAUGUGUGAGGCGGUGAAACUACUCGGUGCCGUCUGCCUCAUAUCCAGCGACAGCCACAAAAAAGUUCUCGACGCUAUAACAAUGAACGGAGAGUUCAAUGGCAGGGACAGGUUCCUGCCCAUCGUCCAGGGCUUGAUGAACAAGCAGAAUGAAAAUCUGAGGGUGGUAUGCCUUCAACUGAUAAACUCCAUCAUUUCGUCGGCGGAAGAGUUGGAUUUUCGAUUGCAUUUGCGAAACGAGAUAAUGAGAGCGGGGUUAGCUGAUAUCUUGGAAACGUUAGAAGGCGAGGACGAGUCGGAAGAUCUAGUGAGGCAUUUGAAAAUUUUCAACGAUUACAAAGACGAAGAUUACGAGGAAUUCGUACAAAGAUUCGAUCAUGUUAGGUUGGAAUUGGACGACGUAAACGAUUGUUUCGAGGUGGUAAAAAAUAUGGUGAUGGAUACCGUCGCGGAACCUUAUUUCUUAUCCAUCUUGCAACAUCUACUGUUUAUCAGAGACGAUGCUUUGAUUAGAUCUGCCUACUACAAACUGAUAGAAGAGUGCGUGUCGCAAAUCGUGCUGCACCGCUCGGGCUGCGAUCCUGACUUUAGCGCAACGAAGCGCUUCCAAAUCGACGUACAACCCCUAAUCGAGACUCUCGUUGAGAAAUCUAAAGCCGAAGACGAACACCGACUCAGCGAGAUGUCACAAAAGCUGGAAGAAGCAAUCGCGCGGAAGCAAGAGGCCGAAGCAAAGCUCCAGCAUGCGGAAAAUGUUAUUCGAGAGCUUGAAAAGGGCACCGGCAGGAGUGCGAGCAGUUUACCGAAAUCAAAUAACUGCCCACCACCGCCACCGAUGCCAGGAAUGGGAGGUGGACCGCCUCCGCCACCGCCGCCCCCGAUGAUGGGUAACUUUGGUGGCGCUCCACCACCACCACCUAUGCCAGGCAUGGGUGGCCCACGACCACCACCACCACCCCCGAUGAUAGGUGGUGGACCAGGUGGCGGACCACCACCUCCUCCGAUGCCUGGUGGCAUGGGCCCACCUCCACCACCAAUGAUGGGAGGGCCAAGGUUACCGAUGGCCAAUGCCGUUCAAGUGCUACCGCACGGACUGAAGCCCAAGAAGAAAUGGGAAGUCGAGGGUCCUCUUAAGAGGGCCAACUGGAAGGCUAUUUUACCGCACAAAAUGACAGAGAAGUCGUUCUGGGUAAAGGUACAAGAGGACAAACUUGCCAGUCCAGAAAUAUUGAACGGAUUAGCACAGAAAUUCUCGUCCAAACCAGCGCAUAAAAAGAUGGAUGACGUUGUUGAUAAAAAUUCAACGUGUUCCUAUUUUAGAUCAGCACCAUCGAAAAAAGUCAAAGACCUUAAAGUAUUGGAUGGAAAAUCCGCGCAGAAUAUUUUAAUCCUUAUCAAUGGUACUUUGAAACACAUGUCGUAUGAUGAAGUUAAAACCUGCUUGUUGCGUUGCGAAGGACCUGUAAUCCACGAUAAUAUUCUGCAAGGAUUGAUACAGUACUUGCCGCCACCUGACCAAUUGACGAAAUUACUAAAUUACAAGGAUCAGUAUGACGAUUUAACGGAAGCGGAACAAUUUUGCGUUAAAGUAUCGCAAAUAAAGAGGUUAUUACCACGAUUGAGGAGUCUCAGUUUUAUGUUGAAGUAUGACGAGCUCGUUCAAGAUGUAAAACCUGACAUCGUGGCUGGAACAGCAGCGUGUGAAGAAGUCAUGAACAGUAAAAAGUUUGCUAAAAUCUUAGAGCUUAUUUUACUUCUUGGAAAUUACAUGAAUUCGGGAUCGAAAAAUGGUCAAGCUUUUGGAUUCGAAAUCAGUUUUUUGACCAAGUUGACAAGCACCAAAGAUAUCGAGAACAAACAAACCUUACUUCAUUAUUUGGUUGACACGAUAGAAAGAAAGUUCCCGGACUGCUUAAAUUUCUUCGAAGAGUUGGGGCACGUUGACAAAGCCAGCAGAGUAUCGUUGGAAAACAUACAACGAACGCUGCGACAAAUGGAUGCGAAUAUUCGUAAUCUAGAACAAGAUCUCAACAAUGCUAAGAUUCCACAAAGUGAUCAAGACAACUUUGCUAAAGUCAUGACGCCAUUCGCAAAGAAAGCUCGUGAGUCGUACGAAAUCAUGCAGAAUAUGUUUAAAAACAUGGAUGGUUUGUACAACGAAAUUUCUGAAUUUUUCGCUUUUGAUAAGCAAAAAUACACGAUUGAAGAAUUCUUUGGCGAUAUAAAGAGAUUUAAAGAUGAUUUUAUGCAAGCACAAAAGGAAAUAAUAAAACUUCGGGAAGCGGACGAGAAACAGCGACGGGCACGCGAGGCCCGUGAAAAGGCGGAGGCUGAGAGGGCGGCUCGAGCCGAACGCAAACGCGCUCUUGUCGAUAUGAACGCGCACGAGACGCAGGAAGGCGUGAUGGACAGCUUGAUGGAAGCUCUCCAGACGGGCUCAGCCUUCAGCCGCCCUGACCAACGACGCAAACGACAGACCCGAGCAGCCGGCGGUAAGUCAAGACUCGGGCCCAGGACCAAGAACUAUGUAAUGCUGGCGUCCAGGCUCAAAUUUGCUAAUAAAGCCUGGAAGUUCAAGCCCACUCUCAAGCAAGCAAAUAUAGAUGGACCGAAUAUUGAAAGUCACGACACGACGCGUACGGAUUCUAAUAAUGAAAGUUUCAACGAUUUUGGAAAGGAGUUUGAUUCCAUUAUCAGUGGUAUUAAGGGUCUGAUUGAUAACGAUAAUAAUGUUAGUCUGCUAGGGUACUCGACCGUUAGUGAUAAGAUAAAGUUAUAUUCAAAUAUGGGAGAUAAUAAGAAAGUAAUUCAGAUCCCCAAGUGUAAAGGUCAUAGAAGAGUUCGAAAACAUUCAAGCCUUUCAAAAAAAGCCGUAUCCGCGUCGCGACCAAAAAUAAUUGUCGGUAAGAGACCUAAACGUAAUGCUUUUGUAAGACAAGCUAUAAUCAGACGGCGACGAAAAGUCGUGAAAAGGGCAAAAUCUCGUAGACUCGGGAAAUACUUGGGUAGUCCUCCGAAUGCAAAUGUAACUUUGCCAACUUUUCCAAAAUCUAUGAUUUCUCCUAAUCCGCGUAAAAUUAUUAAACCUCAUGUUUCGAUGUCUUGUAAUGAUUUGCCCACUGUCGUCAACGAAGCAUCGGUUGCUUUGUUGUUAAGUAAAUUCACAAAUGAACAGCAAAAUCCAAAAGAGAUAGAUGAGAAUGAUAACACACUCGACGUUUCUCUAGAACGUAGUUACGAUAAAUGUAAGGAACCGCCUAUUGAUGAUACUAUGACCGAAGCUAAUAGCAGUAACUUUUUAGAAAAAAAGACACGAAAAUUGAAAAGAUUUUUUACUUUUAGGAGUCAGAAAUUGUUGAGCGAAUCAUUUCGAUCAAUUAAGUCGAACGAUGGUAAAAAAGAUCCGUCACAGGUAAACGUUAUUAACGCGAUUUCGCCUCAGACAGAAAUUUAUAAAAGGUCCGUUAAUUGGAAAAUCUGGAAAGCUGAACGUAGGGCGCAAUUAAAUAGGAGUCGUUCUCGUACAGGAUUGGUUGGAACUGGACUACUGGGAAGGGAAUUAUCUACAGAACUUCUCAGUUCGGCGUAGCAAGAAUUCACUGUCGAUAGUCAGGCUGUGAUGAACUGUUUUUCACAAAAACAAAAUCUUCAGUUUAUUCAAUAAUUGAAGUAACAAUCGCUGCAUGGAAAUGAAUGUUUUGCAAUUACAAAAUAAGUAAUUACGCCGUCCAUACAGAUAUAUACUACAAUAGUAUAAAGGCAGAGAAAAGUAUUUUUUUACAACGAAAGAGGUUGUAAGAAGUUUUCGUAGAAGGUCUUGGAAGGGAACGAUGUAACUAAUUGCAAAAACGUCAAUCUAUGAUUGAGGAAGAGAGAAAAUGGUUGCUCGCUGUUAGACGACUACUGCUUUGUACUCAAAGACACUGCCACAGCUGGUUGUGCUACAAUUUCGACGAAUGAAAAGCGUUAUUGUGCCAAAAAUACGCAUGUGGUCAAACAAAUUACAAAAGCAUUAUUUUUCAUCUUUUAUUGAAAAUAAAAAUAUACAUGGGUAUAUCGGCAUGCUUCGCUGAGCAUUAGCUGCGUGUUAAAUAUUUUUUACAGUUAACAGAGCCAAUGUCAAGCAAAUAUAAAAGACUUUGUAUCUUAUUUGAAAAGUGAUUGUUUAGUUGAUUCACAAUCGUGCCUCAUAAUUGUUUUUGUUAAUCUUGAAGCGACAGGAAAUUUUUUGAGAAAAUUUUUUUAAAAACGUUCUUCUACAAGAAGAUGAAAUAUGAAGGAAAUAUUAUGUAUGUUGCCUUUUAUAAAUAUAGAUAUUGACAAAUCGCGAUAUAUAUUUUUUAACAUGUACAAAAGAGUAAUUUAUUAAUAUCAUAAGGGAAUCUGCCUUGAAAUACUUUUUAAGUAUAUGAUUGGCUUCUUCCUCACUGCAUUAAUUGGCAGGCAAUAAUUGUAUUUAUAAAUGUGAAUACGAAUUUUAGACUUACAUCUUGUUAUUACAUGCCACUGAUGCAAUUUGUAAAAUCAUUUAUUUAUUUUGCAUAAUUACUUUAAGUCAAAGCCUAAAAGAUAUAAAAAAUAAAUAAAUGUAAAAAUCAAUGUAACGCAUAUUGGAUUUGAAUUUUACAAGGAUUUCUAAAUAUGAUUUGUUUCCAACUGCCUUCAAAUGCAUGGAAUAUACAUUAUUUAGAAAGAUACUUAUGUAAAAAGAUAUUGUAAUAAAAUGAUUUUUAAUCUA